AUGAUUGAGUAUGAUUGUGGUGUUCCAAAUAUGGUGGACUUGUAUUCUAGUCACAUUGGAGGUGGAAGGAGGAUGGUUCGUGGUAAAGCUCCUGGGGUGACAAAUCUUCAUCAUUAUCGAGUUGAAGUUUUUCUAAGUGUGAUUGAUCUACAAUUACAAGAACUUAACAAUCGAUUCAGUGAGAAAACCAAAGAUUUGCUUAUUUGUAUGGCUUGUUUUAGUCCUAGUGAUGGAUUCUCAUCUUUUGAUACAAAACAAUUGUUGAACCUUGCUAAAUUUUAUCCAAAUGAGUUUCCAAAUGAAGAUUUGAUAUUCUUUGAGGAAUCGCUUAUAAGUUACAUUGGUGAUGUUAGAAAUGACGAGCGAUUCUUGGAUGUGAAGACUCUUAACGAACUUUCUUUAACACUUGUUGAGACAAAGAAGCAUGAAACUCAUUCAGAUGUUUACAAGCUAUUGAAGCUUGUAUUGCUUCUUCCAGUGACGACAACAAGUGUCGAAAGAUCAUUUUCCGGGAUGUAUCAUAUAAAAAGUAAAGUGCGAAACAGAAUGGGAGAACAGUUGUUGAAUGAUUGCAUGAUUUCGUUUUUGGAAAAGGAUUUAUUUCUCAAUUUUAGUAAUGAUGCUAUAGUACAUCGAUUCCAAAAUAUGAAAACUAGGCGAGAACAAUUGUAG
Amaranthus tricolor (Joseph's coat) is the source of this 672-nucleotide messenger RNA. RefSeq lists its product as uncharacterized. The record is from RefSeq and is a predicted model, not a curated record. NCBI's taxonomy places the organism in Eukaryota, Viridiplantae, Streptophyta, Magnoliopsida, Caryophyllales, Amaranthaceae. Gene Ontology annotation, molecular function: protein dimerization activity. The transcript has a single exon. Bases 1 to 672 code for a protein of 223 amino acids.